UAAAUCAUCGUUUGCUGACAUACUAGAUAGACUUUAUGUUGUGAAAACUUGAAAUUCUAUUUGUGCUUCUAUCAACUUGGUAUUUUUUGUUAUUAGAAAACAUUUUCUUUGAUAACACAAAUAACAUUUAACGAAAGUAGACCGUAAAGUGUCAACUUGUCACGAAAAUAGACCACAUUGAAAUAGAAGAUACAUAGAUACCAACAUUUUUUGAGGUUAUCACAGAUUUUGUGAAAAUUAUCAAAAAAAAUUUUUAAAUAAUAAUGAUUUUAUUAUUUGGAUGAUAAAUUAUCAAGUCAAGAUGUCAGAGAAUACAGCCAUCAUCGCAGUAUCUGGAAAUCCUUAUAAGAUCGUUGACUGCUCUCGAGAACGAAGAAAAGGAAUAACUGCCUCUUCUUUAGAAGAACUGACCAAUGUAGCAAGAAAUAGACUAUCCCUUCCUGUUGAUGCUGAUUUAACAAUUGUUUUAGAACAAGAUGGAACCGAAGUCGAUGAUGAAGAAUACUUUGCAACACUUGAAAAGAACACAAGUUUAAUGAUACUUCAAGGUAACGAAAAAUGGGCUGCACCUGGUAGCGCGAAGACUCCAUCACGGUACGUAGUGGUUGACAAUAUAGACAAUACUGAUCACCCAUCAGAUGAGAGUACUCGACGCUAUCGAAGUCCUAUUGAACCACUUGUGUCAACGCUCCACGGAGAUCCUUCUCAUAUUUCUCUACUUGGUGGUAACGACCUGGAGUUACUUAGUGACAUGGAUCCAGAUAGUUUAGCUGACAUCGUGCCUGAUAGAUUGUUUUUAGAACAAUUAAAGCAAGCAUCAGGCCGAUUUUUGGCAGAAAAACGUCAAGCCCAAGAGUCAAUGGCACUUCUCCAGAUGUACGCAAGCAGUGGUGAGAUGGAGAGGGCGUAGGCCAUGUGGGGGGUGGGCGCCCUCACAUUGGCCAACAUGUAUCGGGUGAGACGUCGAAUCUUUUAUAAAGGUCGACAGUUUCAACAGACCAUGAUUCUCUUUUGGAAUUGAAGCCCAACCUAUUGAAUUAAAUUAAUGAAUUGAAAAAUUGUUAAAGUAUUGACUGUGUGUCUUAACAUAAAUACUUAUAAACAUCAUUCAGAAUUCGCAAGGAAUUACUGUGAAAUUUAAGACACGAAUGUAAUAGUGAUUUAGAUGUUCGAUUAUAUGUCGAGUGUUAUGGAUAGAUAAUAAUAUACAGAUUAAUGAAAUAUAAAUUAUUGUAGAUAGAGAGUAAAUUUUGGUCAUUUCUAGAAAGCAGAAAUUCUUCUGGAUUAUUUGAAUGAUUGCUAUGACUACAUGAGUCACAGGAUGCACCUCACGGAAUUGUAAAUCGAUGCUCAGUAAAAAAAAUACUAUUUAAAAACGAUUAUUUAAAAUCAAUAAUCGUUUUUAUUGUUUCAAUAAGUAUUCAUGAGUAAUGUCAGUGAUAUGUUUCUCUGUAUAUUGUCAUAAUUAAGUAAUUAUUAAUUAUGUAAUAGUCACGUAGGUUAAUUUAGAAUAGAAAUAUUGUAACAGCAAUAUUUUUAGGUAAAAUUUCUCAUCUUUAUACUCACAUAAAAAUUUGAUACAAGGACAAAUCACUUUUCAAUUUUAAAGUGAGUUAAAGUAUUGAAUUUUUUUAUAUAAAAAUAUUGCUACUUGAAUAAAUAUAAGAACAAUUAAUGAAUGUAGAUAUUACAAAGACUCAAUAACAUUUCAUAAACAAAAUAAAUACGUACAUCCCUAAUGAAAAAUUAUUCAUGUGCACAAUCGUUGAAUUGAGUGAAUUUGUAUCCUUAAAAACUCAUAUUACAUAAAUUAUAGCCAACCAUUGUCAUCACAGUGAAGCUUUAUACUUGAAUGAUCAAUCAACUAACAUUAAUACCCAUUUUAUUUCAAUCAAGAGCAAGUAAAUAAUUUAAGACUGAAUUUGUAGAAAAUAUCACCAUUAGAUCAUCAAGUCAUUAUUAUUCAUAUAAAAUAGUGAUGUAUGAUUCCAUUAUAAUUAAUCGUCCGUGAUGUCAGUUCUUUGAUACCAAAUAAAAAUAUGCAUUUGAUAAAUAAAAGUAUGACAAACCAUGAAUGAAAGUGAUCGAACAAAUAUUUAAAAAAAAAACUUAAAUAAUAUUUAGAAGCUUCUGAUAAAGACUGUGUGCUAAUACCCUGCCCCUUUCCUACAUAUAUAAUUGCUUAAUAAAAUCAUUAUCAU
This is a messenger RNA of Chelonus insularis, 2201 nucleotides long. Its product is annotated as DNA fragmentation factor subunit alpha-like. Gene Ontology annotation, biological process: apoptotic process; regulation of apoptotic process. Bases 281 to 910 code for a protein of 209 amino acids. The record is from RefSeq and is a predicted model, not a curated record. The transcript is spliced from 3 exons. NCBI's taxonomy places the organism in Eukaryota, Metazoa, Arthropoda, Insecta, Hymenoptera, Braconidae.